CUUGAAGUCGGCCGGGCGGUGUAGGCCCGUUUACCAGGAAGGGGGCUGGGCCUUUCGUUACAAUACCUAAGCUCAAAUUAAGUCGGCCCAUCUCUCUCAGUCUUCCUCGCACGUCACGACCCUCCGCCACACAAAAUCAGCGAUUGUACUCCGUACUUCGUACAUAUGUAGCUACCAUAUUGUUGGUUGCUAAAGUACUACGCCCGCGUAUCAAUCGCGGAUUUCAUAACUCCGUCGAAGCGCCUUGAUCCGCAUGCCCCCUCCAUCCUCUCUAGGCGCGCCCGAAAGGCAAUGGCCCAUUGUUCUUGGCAUUGACUGGGGAAGCACCUCCAUCCGCCUGGUUCUGUAUCACGUGCACCACACUCCGGGCGCCGAACAGCUAGAGCCAUUAUGGGACGACAGGUCAUCCCAAAGGCAUGAUCCAAGGUCCGAACAGGAUUCUUUCAGCUCCUACAUCACCAUUUUCGGCGAGGGCGAGGACUACGUCGGCGAUCACGUCGACCUGGGUCGGCAAAGAAUCUCAACAAAGGCUUGCUUAAGGAGAUGCUGCGCGGCUGCGGGUUUAGAGUCACCCCAAUUCAUCCACGAAGAGAUGGGAAAACUUGGCACCUUCAACAUUGCCCGAGGAGCAGCAAUUGCUCGAGCCAAAGAUAUGUCCUUCAGAAACUUUCUAGAGAACGGAGCCGCAAUCGGUGUACAGAUGUUACAAGCCGGCGAAAGGGAGUGGGAUAAUGUCGCGAAAACAAUCCUGGACGAGAACGGAGGUAAAAACAUCGAAAUAAUAGCAGCCGCAGGGGAUAGGCUACGACUGAUUUGUGAUCCUUUCUGCCGUCUAAACAAGGCCGAGUCGAGUGUUGAGCAAAGAAAUAGCUACGACAUGCUCGAGCUGCCGGCACCGUCUGAAGGCAGGUGGAUGUACAUGCUGGACUGGAAAGGCUAUAGCGAGUGUACACUAGCUCUUUUGAAAAGGGUUGACAUACAGAGGACGUACGACUGCACUGAACCUGGGGAGUGGGACGGGCUCUCGCCCUUGGAGAUUCCGAUAUACUUUGACCGUUCGGCCAACUGCUUCCUCGUCAACACGAAUGGCCACGACAUUGAAUUCUUGCGACGUGAUAUUUUGAUGCGGGACGACGGGACGAUGACAGAAUGCCCCGAACAGGACACGGGCGGAGCUGCGGAGAAUGAAGACCCAGAGGAGGGCGCCAGAGCAAUUCAACGACUUGUGAACGAGAUCUGUAGCCUCGGGCCAAGGUCAGACAUCCAGCCUAAGACGCGGAAGUCUAGGACGCUGAAACGACGAGCAAUGCGAGAAGAAGGUGAAGGCUCUGAGUAUUUUGCGAGUAUGAAGAAGCGGGUAAGUUACUUUUGCCGCGGGUGCAUCAGAAGUCGGGCAGGAAGACGGAGGUAGAUGUGCCGCAAAGACCGCAGAUGGUGCCAUUCGUUUGGCCGGAUGCUAUAGACACCGAUGAAGAUGACAUCUAGAUAUCAAUCAUAC
Colletotrichum godetiae is the source of this 1498-nucleotide messenger RNA. RefSeq lists its product as uncharacterized. The record is from RefSeq and is a predicted model, not a curated record. NCBI's taxonomy places the organism in Eukaryota, Fungi, Ascomycota, Sordariomycetes, Glomerellales, Glomerellaceae. The transcript has 4 exons. The coding region runs from base 254 to 1411 and encodes 385 amino acids.